AUGAAGUUCACUGCUGCAGCCGCUCUUUCUGUUCUCGGCCUCGCCGUCGCAAAUCCUGUCGAGCUUACCGAGAGGCAGAGCUGCCCAAAGGUCUACAUCUUUGGAGCUCGUGAGACUACUGUUGCCCAGAGCAACGGCUUCGGUACGGCUAGUGGCCUCGUGAACCAGGUCAAGGCUGCCUACUCAGGAUCUGGCGCCGAAGCCAUUGUCUACCCUGCAUGUGGUGGACAGGCAUCAUGUGGCAGUGUCAGCUACGACAACUCCCAGAGCCAGGGAACCGCUGCCGUCAUUAAAGCUGUCACAGCUUACAACCAGAAGUGCCCCAGCACACAGAUCGUGCUUAUUGGAUACUCUCAGGGCGGUCAAAUCAUGGACAACGCAAUUUGUGGUGGUGCUGGAGCCACACUUACUGGAAACGCCUUGAAGGCCGUCAAGGUUGCCAUCUUCAUGGGCGACCCACACAAUCGUGCCGGCCUUCCUUACAACGUCGGCACAUGCACUGCUGGAGGCUUCGCUGCCCGCCCUGCUGGCUUCCAAUGUGCUCCCGCUAGCACAAGCAUCAUUAAGUCAUACUGCGAUGCUGCUGACCCAUACUGCUGCAACGGUAACGACGCCAACACGCACCAGCAGUACGUCAACAAGUACGGUUCUCAGGCUUUGGCUUUCAUCAAGAGCAAACUUACCGCAUAG
Ascochyta rabiei is the source of this 690-nucleotide messenger RNA. RefSeq names its product Acetylxylan esterase. The record is from RefSeq and is a predicted model, not a curated record. The transcript has 3 exons. Gene Ontology annotation, molecular function: hydrolase activity. The coding region runs from base 1 to 690 and encodes 229 amino acids. NCBI's taxonomy places the organism in Eukaryota, Fungi, Ascomycota, Dothideomycetes, Pleosporales, Didymellaceae.